Molecule: messenger RNA, 1053 nt
Organism: Diachasma alloeum
Lineage: Eukaryota; Metazoa; Arthropoda; Insecta; Hymenoptera; Braconidae
Product: aldo-keto reductase family 1 member A1
Exons: 4
Coding region: 34-1002 (322 amino acids)
Cellular component (GO): cytosol
Molecular function (GO): aldose reductase (NADPH) activity
Source: RefSeq, a predicted model, not a curated record
AAUCAGUGAGAUCGUCAACAGUGGGAAGUGAUUAUGGGAUCGAAAAUCGAUAUUGAGUUGACUGCGGGGCGGAAAAUGCCGGCUCUGGGGUUCGGCACUUGGCACGCUUCUGAGGAGGAGAUUACGAAGGCGAUGGAGGAGGCCUUGGAGGCCGGGUACCGGCAUAUCGAUUGUGCCCCGGUGUAUUUGAACGAGGCAGCUAUUGGGAGAGUCCUGAAGAGGUGGAUGGACGCGGGGAGGGUCACGCGAGAGGAGUUAUUCAUCGUGACAAAACUGCCACCGACAGGCAAUCGUCCCGGAGGCCCCGAAAAAUUCUUAAAGAAAUCGUUGAAAGAUCUUCAACUGGAGUACGUCGACCUUUACUUGGUCCACACUCCCUUCGCAUUCGAGGAAGUCGGUGACGAGCUGCACCCGACGGACGAGGAGGGCAAUUUCCGGAUGGACAAUAGCACCGAUCACAUCAAGGUGUGGGCGGACAUGGAGGCGGAAGUCGCCGCUGGUCGAGCUAAGGCUAUCGGCCUAUCCAAUUUCAAUAUCAAGCAGAUCAAGAGAGUCUUGGAUCACGCGAAAGUUCCAGUGGCUAAUCUGCAGAUUGAACUGCACGCGUAUUUCCAACAGAAUGAUUUGGUCAAAUUCUGCAAGUCUAAAGGAAUAGCAGUGACUGCAUACUCUCCCCUAGGGUCAAGAGGUUUUGUGAAGCUCAUGGGGAAGACCGAGGUCAUCCCCACCAUCAUGGAUAACAGCACAAUCCUGAGGAUAUCAGAGAAGCACGAGAAAACUCCUGCCCAGAUCGCCCUGAGGUUCAUAAUUCAGAGGGGAAUCGCUGCCAUCCCCAAGAGCACGAAUGGGGACAGAAUGCGAAAGAACAUUGAUAUCUUCGAUUUUGAGCUGGACGAAGAUGACAUGGAGGCGUUGAGAGCCCUGGACCAGAGCUCCAACGGGAGAGUCUGUGAUUUCUCCUUUAUUAAGGGGGCUUGCAGUCAUCCAGAGUUCCCAUUCUAAUUUUUAUGACUUUAAGGGGUAACAAGGGCACCGUUUCCUCGAAAUUUUCAA